This is a messenger RNA of Xyrauchen texanus (razorback sucker), 3822 nucleotides long. RefSeq names its product vinexin-like. NCBI's taxonomy places the organism in Eukaryota, Metazoa, Chordata, Actinopteri, Cypriniformes, Catostomidae. The record is from RefSeq and is a predicted model, not a curated record. Gene Ontology annotation, molecular function: protein binding. The transcript is spliced from 21 exons. The coding region runs from base 371 to 2515 and encodes 714 amino acids.
CCUCUGUACACAGUCGACACGUUACCACAGCAACCCUUGUCACCAGGAAGUCCUCUACUAGUGAAGAGAGAAAGAGAGAGAGAGAGAGAGAGCAUGUGUGUGUCAGUAUGUGAGACAGACUUAACAGAGGUUAAGUAGACAGCAAAAGCAAGUGUGUGAGAGAGAAAGAGAAUUACAAAAGGAAACUAGCAGGUCAGACUUGAAGGGCUAUUUUCUACAAAGCAGAACAACCGGUGGUUUGGGAAUUGUUUGUGUCGUCCUGAGAAAUCAGUGCGUGGCAGUCCUGUCACAUACAGUACACUGACACCCACACAACCCGGCAGUCAAUCUGACAUCUGAGAGAUUACUGAGUAGGACCCCUGCAGAUGACAUGCAGUCUCAGAAAAGAGUGGACGUGUAUGACCAUCUGAAUGGCUCACGGAUCAUUUUCUCAGAUGAGGCUCUUCCCAGCAGUGGAGCGAACCAACCCUUCAUGACUCCCGAUAUGACACAGGAAGUAGUAGUGAUCUCUCCUGGUCUUCCUACACCUCCCAUAAGUCCAUUCCACAAGAGUUCAACUCAUGCAUCUUCACAACACAAGGUUGCUGAGGUCAAUGGAGGUGGAUUCCCAACACACAGUUUUGGAUCGUACUAUGGUAGUACACAGACAAACGAUGAAUUAUCUAAUGGUGUAAUGAAAAGUGGAUGCUCUGCCACGUUGCCUCGGACUUUUGCCCCACGAGAGGAGCGACUGAUAAAGUUUUCUGGAAUCGGUCCUGUAGAUGAAACAGGCAUGCCAAUCGCAUCUCGAUCUAGCGUAAACAAGCCCAAGGACUGGUACAGGAGCAUGUUCAGACAAAUCCACAAGAAACCAGAGGAGGCUGAGCUUGACUGGAGAGAACGGAGGUUGUCAUCUUCUCCUUCCCCAGACUCUGCCCAGCAGGAUGGGCAUUCAAACCCCUUUACGCUUACCCAGCACGGAGCCCUUCCAGACUGGGCUGAUCUGGGUGACAUAGGGAAGAACCCAGAGCCGAAGAGCAUUUUUGACUUUGAGCCUGGAAAACGAGCAGCAGUGGAGGAAUGUACUCAGUCUCUGAUGCCUGAGUCACACUCAUCCUUAAAUUACACAUCAGUGAAACACCAGUCUCCCUCUAUAGAGGCGACAUUGGUGUCAGAGCUGAAUCGUUUUGAGGCGGAGCUGGACUCAGACAUCCGUGGUCUGGAGAGGAAACUGUCACAGAAGCAGCAGAAGCAGCAGCAGCAGCAGCAGCGAGGCAGGGGUGAGGGAAAUAGACCCAACACAACAGGCUCAAGGAAACAAGAGAAUAGACAAGAGAACAGCUCUCCCAUAACCCCCUGCCCAGCUGUAAAGCAGGGCACAACAGCGAGCUUCACACAUGCUUAUGACCGCGUAAUCUCUAUGUCGGAGACUAUGGAUUUCCCUCCAAAGAAAGAAGAGAAGAAGAUGAAGGCAGCACGAGCCAAAUUUAAUUUUCAAGCACAGACCUCAAAGGAGCUGACCAUACAGAAAGGUGAUGUAGUGUACAUACACCGACAAGUGGACACCAACUGGUAUGAAGGAGAGCAUCACGGGAGAGUGGGAAUCUUUCCCACCAGCUAUGUGGAGAUUAUUCCUCCAACCGAGAAGCCCACUCCAAUAAAGUCACCCACCAUCCAGGUGUUGGAGUAUGGGGAGGCAGUAGCCCUCUUUAACUUUAAUGCCGACCUGCCUGUGGAACUGUCCUUUAGAAAGGGUGAGGUGAUCUCUAUAACCCGUCGUGUUGAUGAUCACUGGUUGGAGGGUCGUAUCGCGGGCACCACACGCAGUGGAAUCUUCCCCAUAAACUACGUCCAGGUCAACAAAAUGCCUCGCACUAAAACUAGUGAUGAGCUUCCCUCCUCGCUCCUCUCCCCCACUGCUACUUCAGAGCCCCUAAGCCCUGGCCGGCCCCUGCACUCCCCACCUUUACCUUCCUUAUGCUCUCCUGAACUGCAGUUUUCACCUCACAAACACUCCUCCGGCCAGUCACGCUCCCCUCUGUCACCUGCACAGCCCACCUUCCCCAAACAGCCACCCAACCACUUCUUUUACCCGCCUGGCCCCACUUCAUCCACCCCACACACAAGCAACUGGAGUGGAUUACUGCAUCCUCACAUCCCACUGGAUACAGACACCAGAUCACCAUCCAAUCAUGUGCUGACAUCUCCCCAGGGCCCAGGACUGCCAGUGAACACCAACGUUGACCCUCAGUACAUCACACAGGUUGGGACCAGAACACAGUCUCCACAGCUGAAUGCACAAGUUAAGAUUCCUUCCACGUCAAGAUCUCCUGUGAAAAUGGGUUCUACAGUCAUUCCACAACAACAGUAUAAAGCGAUUUACAACUAUAAACCCCAGAAUCGAGAUGAGCUGGAGUUGAAAGAGGGCGACAUUGUUCAGGUCAUGGAGAAGUGUGAUGAUGGCUGGUUUGUAGGUAUGUCUGAACGGACUCAAGCUUUCGGAACAUUCCCUGGCAACUAUGUGGCACCAGUUUAACAGCUUCCACAAAUUCUUCCAAUCACAUUUUUGUCCUUGGCAAGCACUGCCACUCCAGGCUCAACCACUACAGUCUGUACUAUCAUUGCAAACUCUAUACAGUACAACACCACUGCCCCCCUUACACACACACACACACACACACACACAUAUAUAUACAAACAAUAUGAAUUUCCUUCAUAUUCUCCACUUCUUAUCCACCAAGUUAUGCAUGUGCACUCCUCACCUUGUUACUAUGGCACCCAUGUUACCAUAGUAAAGAAGCCUCUAGCAGACUUAAAGAUGUUGGACACAGAAGGGUUGUCACAGUAUGUCCACACUGCAUGGUGCCUUGAAGAUUCUUUGAUUUUUAUAUGAAAAGCACCAGAGACUGGAUGUUGGACUGUUGAAUAACCACAUAUUCUUCUGAAGGACACGCUUGACAGCUGAAAUAUAUAUUCUGAAUGAAACAUCUUUGUAAAGUUUAUCUCUAUUUUGGUUUCAGAUCUGUAACAGCAUUGUCCAUGAACACUACAAACCCUGAGGAUACAGAGCUAAUAUCUGGAUAGAAACAUGGUCAAAACCAUUCAUUUUCAUGAUCACAAUUGCCAUUUACUUUAAGCUAGCUUAGUUGACCGCCACUUCAUAUUAUAGAAACAACUGCUAUCAUUAUCAAGUGUGCAAGCGCUUAAUGCAACUGUCGUCAAGUGUUUUAUCUGAACGUAUAUUGUUCACAGUUAUUCUGAACAUGUUUUGGACAAGUCAGCUGCAGUGAUUUUAAAUUGGGUUUGAAAUCUUGGGCUGGGUUCCAACCAAACUUGAUAAAACCAGGUCUUGGACUAAAUGUUAAUCAAUGUUUAUUUCAUUGGCUGUAAGAAUAAGAUCAUAUUAACACAUGAAUUGCACACUGAAUAUGCUAAUCAGCAAAAUGACCUAACGCAUCAAACCAUUUAUGUCAAUCAUGUGCCCUGGCAAGUGAUUCUUCAGGUAAAAGAAAGCAUCUUCAUAACCUGUUUCUGAACAUGAAGUCAUCUUUAUCACAUCAUAGGCAAUUUUCACAGGAAUCUGAGGAUUUUUUUUUUUGUGAGGAAGUUUAUCAUAAAUGUUGUUGUUGAAGGUGCCAUACUGUAUUAUCAGCUUACUUUGACUUCUGUCUAACUUCCUGGCAACUGAAAUUGCUGUUAUUUUGUACAGAUUAUUGAAUUGUCAUUGCAUAGUUAUCAAAUCAUGGCAAAAGAAAAAAAGCUAAUAUAUUUUUAUUGAUGACACAAUGUAUUGCUGUAUGUAAGGUACUCACAGAUUUUUAUAAUGAUCAAAUAAAUGGUGAA